Molecule: messenger RNA, 764 nt
Organism: Bacillus rossius redtenbacheri
Lineage: Eukaryota; Metazoa; Arthropoda; Insecta; Phasmatodea; Bacillidae
Exons: 3
Coding region: 1-612 (203 amino acids)
Source: RefSeq, a predicted model, not a curated record
AUGGAGGGGCGUGUUCCUCAUAUUAGUUUAUCGCCCUCUGGUGUUCUCGCGACAGAACCAAUAUCCCCCUCCCUCAAUUGUGUAGUUCCCCCACCCCGCCACUUCCCCUCUGCAGGUGGUGGGAGAGGCGAGCGCUUCCCCUGGCUCGGCAGGCGACCCGCCAGUCAGUCCGAGCAGAGGAAUCGCGCACGGCACACGCACACCCGCACACUCGCCGAGGCGCAAGAGGCCGGAAGUAGAGCCCUCCCCGCCGCGAGUGCACUUCCCCCUCUCCGCUUGACCGCGCCACGCCGCCAGCCUGCGCGGGCGACAGCCGCCCAGUCCGAGCCCAGGUGGAGCGCUCGCGGGUCGUGGUCCGAGAGUGCGCGUGGAGCCGUGGAGGCGCCGACCGCCGGCAGCACGACGAAGAGGAUCCUCGCCGCGCCGCUGGUGCUGCUGGGAGGUCGCCUCGCGAAGAGACAGCGCCCCGACGAGCCGGACGCCCUGAUGGCCGCAGCGAGCAUGGAGGCGCCCUCGGCGCUCAGCCAGAGCAUGGACUCCGUCAACACGGUCACCGGCGAGGAGGAGGUGAGUGAUUGGUGUUUACAUCCUGAGCUGUAUUCCUUGACAUGACAAUGCCCUGAGGGUUGUAAGUGUUCGCUGAAACUGGGUGAGUGUGAAUUGUUAAUGAUUUUUUUAUAUAUUUCUAUAACUUCCUUCAACAGGUCGAUUACAAAUGGAAGGUAUCAAAUCCACCCCACUUUUUUAUUGUCUUCGAAUGUGUA